Drosophila grimshawi is the source of this 1235-nucleotide messenger RNA. It is a transcript of the gene HSPBAP1, whose product is annotated as HSPB1-associated protein 1. The record is from RefSeq and is a predicted model, not a curated record. The transcript has a single exon. NCBI's taxonomy places the organism in Eukaryota, Metazoa, Arthropoda, Insecta, Diptera, Drosophilidae. Gene Ontology annotation, molecular function: 2-oxoglutarate-dependent dioxygenase activity. Bases 51 to 1235 code for a protein of 394 amino acids.
AUUUUUAUGCCCGGCAAAUUCGCCAAAAACAAAACAAUACAGUUUAUUCCAUGUCCUCUAAAUUACGCGACAUAAUUCUCAACACACAUGUGCCGCUAGUUCUGCGGGACUUCCCCAACCACUGGGAGUGCUUUCAAGACUCGCUGCAGGAGUGGUGCGCACGCUAUGACAAAGCUUCAAAUGAUUCCAGUUUGCCGGUAUUUGAGGCAAUUUCCAUUGCGGAUGGCGCCACGCCACAAUGGGAGCGAAAGAGAUCCCGUGUCCGGAUGACGAUGCAACAGUUUCUGGAGAAGUAUGCCACAAAAGGGGUGGGCAAAGAGGCACCCACCGAAUGGGCCGCCUAUCAAUACAAGCGGGCUAACGAACUGCCUCCGAGCUGUUUGACAGGCAUCGAUUUCAAAUGCUUUGGCUUCGCUGAGCAUCAAAAUGAUUACAGCUUGUGGCUAGGAUCGGCGUGCGCCAAUACGCCGUGUCACUACGACACGUAUGGCGUCAAUAUUGUGGUGCAGGCCUUUGGCUGCAAAUCCUGGCUGCUCUUUCCGCCCGAGACGCCGCUGCAAUGCACGCGAAUUCCUUACGAGGAGUCCAGUGUCUACUGCCUGGAGAAUUUCUAUGCACCCGCACCACAUAAUCUGCGCCAUUAUGAACAGUUUCAGGCGCAGGCUCAUCACUGCCUGUUGCAGCCGGGCGAUGUGCUGAUUGUGCCACGACACUGGUGGCACUACGUGGAGGCGGCGGAGACAUCGCUCAGCGUCAACUAUUGGGUGCCGCUGAAGGCUGACAUGGAUCUAACACUGGACGAGCUGUUGGUCAAACACAUCGUGGAGAGCUUUGUCAAAGGCGAAAGCGACGAGGUGAAACAAUAUCUGCUGAAUCCCAAUCAGCUGGAUGAGAUUGCGCCCUCGGCCAGCACACUCUUCGACCAGUUCGAGCGGGCAGUGCAGCAGCAGAGCUCAGCCAGCGGGCGCAAACUAUGGACAAGUGACUAUCUCAGCCAGAGCAAAGUCCAGCAACUGCUCGAUAAUGUUGAGGAGCGUUUGUGCACCGUGGAUGUCAUGUCCAAGGAGGCAUAUUCGCAGCUCCUGGAGAGCAAUUCCAAGCGAUGCGAUGGCAGCUCUGAGCAGCAGGUGCUCAAUUCAAGGUUGGAGCUGUUGAUUAAUAGCAUGUGCUCUGCGCGUUGCAUUGCAACGAUCAAGGGAGAAUUCUAUCGGAGAUUGGGUCAUAGUGAGACGUAA